AUGCCAACAGGUGUUCCUAAUGAAAUACCUAAAGGAUAUGUGCCAGUUAAAUCUAACUCUCAUCAUAAAAUUGUUCGAUGCGCUACAAAAAAUGCAGAAGGGAAGCAAUGUCUACAUCAAUUUUAUUUAGAAUCCUACAAUGAUAAUAAAUUAAUAGCAGACCACACUUGCUAUUAUACAAAACUUAUCGAUUUUGAUAAAGUUCUCACUUCAAAAGAGAAGGUUCUUCAAGCUAUUGAGAUUUUUAUUGGUUGUAACAAAAUUUCUUUUAAUGCUAUAUCUUCUGAUUCAUUCCGUGAUCUUGUGGAAAUCAUUCUUGAAGUAGGAAUGACAUUGAAGAAGAAGGAUCAAAUUAAUGAUAUAAUCAAGUCUAUAAACCGAGCUUAA
Messenger RNA from Trichomonas vaginalis G3, 387 nucleotides. RefSeq lists its product as uncharacterized. The record is from RefSeq and is a predicted model, not a curated record. The transcript has a single exon. The coding region runs from base 1 to 387 and encodes 128 amino acids. Lineage: Eukaryota; Parabasalia; Trichomonadida; Trichomonadidae.